AUGACAAUUUCUUCUUGGACCAAUUCGAAGUCCGCUCUGGAUUACUACGCAGAUCCAGAAGUCAACCUGGCCUCGUUCAUUCCCAACGAAGAAUGGGAGGUGAAAUCAUUCAAAAUCUUCAGACACGAAGUUUGAAUAGCUUCUCUGCAAGUUCGAAUUUCCUCCUAUUCAGUACAAGUACGCCUGCUGCGCGGAACCGUGGGUGAUUCUGCAAGCCUCUUUGGUGAUACAGCGCAAGCCUCUGUACUACCUUGUCAACCUCAUAAUCCCCACUUCCAUCAUCACGAUCGUCUCGAUCACGGGUUUCUUCACUCCAGCUUCUACUGACGACGACAGAACGGAGAAAAUCAACCUCGGCAUCACUACUCUUCUGGCCAUGUCUAUCUUGAUGCUCAUGGUUUCCGAUCAGAUGCCCACCACCAGCGAGUUCGUCCCGCUCAUCGGUUUGUCUCUUUUUGCUUUCUUUUUAAGUGUUCCUUACAGCUUGGUUCUACUUGUCAAUCAUCAUUAUUGUGUCCAUAGGAACGUUCUUGACAAGCGUCGUUCUUUCUGUACAAGGUAAAAUACAGAAAAAUACACAUUUUCAUAUACUCAAAACUUCGAUGAGUACAAACGGAUUAUUUUUACAGGACGGCGGCAGUAUGGCAAGAAUCCGCCAAAACUGAUUCGCUACAUGUUUUUCGUUGUUCUCCCUCAUGUUUUGUUCAUCAAUAUUCCGCCACCACUACAAACCUUGUGGGGAGAAUUGGAGGUUUCGGUUCUUUCCGCUCAAGUCGCUCACUAACGACUUCAGGACGAUCCUCUCAACGUCUGGAAGCGAAAGAAGAAGUCUAGUGGCCGAGCUUUCAACGAUUCCGCGAAGCCUUCGUCUCCAACGUGAGCGGUCCCACCUGAACGGAAAACAGCUAACUUGAAUGCAGGUCAACACUUCGUGUGCCUCUAUCGGCGAAGCCCAGCGAGAAGCGUCAGUCCUUCCAGAUGAUCGACGUCACCGGUCCGAACUCGCCGCUGACGCCGCGACACUCACGGACGCCUUCUGUAGCGACGAAUCGUCCUCCUGGCCUCUGGGACGGCACCAUGUCGGCUUUGGCAGGUCUGCAGUCUCUCAGAGACUUUGCUAACUUUUCGAUUAGGCACCAACUCUCAGCUUCGCCGCACUUCUAAUGUCUUCAACAAAGAGGUCGAUGAAAUGAGAAGAAAACGGCAAUGUUCGCUGGAAUGGGAGUUUCUGGCCACCGUUCUCGACAGGUUUGUUCGGCUACACAAUGAUUCUGACUUUAUUCUAACUAUCUCCAGGUUUCUGCUCAUAGUUUUCGUGACCGCAGUCGUUCUCGUCACUCUGGGGCUGAUCCUCGUGGGCCGCAUGGCGCAGUACAGCUACGAUCAUCCUGAGAACCAGUUCUUCAGCGUCUGA
Messenger RNA from Caenorhabditis auriculariae, 1414 nucleotides. The record is from the annotation of a GenBank genome assembly. Lineage: Eukaryota; Metazoa; Nematoda; Chromadorea; Rhabditida; Rhabditidae.